Molecule: messenger RNA, 1572 nt
Organism: Puntigrus tetrazona (Sumatra barb)
Lineage: Eukaryota; Metazoa; Chordata; Actinopteri; Cypriniformes; Cyprinidae
Exons: 1
Coding region: 19-1572 (517 amino acids)
Biological process (GO): DNA integration
Molecular function (GO): nucleic acid binding
Source: RefSeq, a predicted model, not a curated record
CCCCUCGAGCUAGUUUGCAUGGACUACCUGUCGCUGGAGCCUGAUCGGAGCAAUAUUAAAGAUAUUCUAGUGAUCACUGACCACUUCACCAGGUACGCUGUGGCCAUACCCACUAGAAACCAGAAGGCUCAGACUGUGGCCAAAUCACUGUGGGACAACUUUUUCGUCCAUUAUGGAUUUCCUGAGAAGCUCCUCAGUGAUCAGGGGCCUGACUUUGAGUCGAAGCUCAUCAAAGAAUUGUGUAGGAUGGCAGGAAUCCAUAAAGUAAGAACAACACCUUACCACCCGCGGGGAAAUCCCGUAGAGCGGUUUAACAGGACGCUGCUCCAAAUGUUAGGGACCCUGGAUGAUAAGGGAAAAACCCGCUGGAAGGAUUUUGUGAAGCCAUUAGUCCACGCAUAUAAUUGCACUCGUAAUGACUCAACAGGAUUUUCACCUUAUGAACUGAUGUUUGGGAGGCAGCCCCGGCUACCAAUUGAUCUGGCCUUCAAUUUACCUGCUGAUGAGUCCAUCCCUUCUCAUUCAAGUUAUGUGAGGAAUUUGAAGGAGUGUCUGGAAGAAAGUUACCGGGUAGCAAGUGAGAAUGCCUCAAAAGUAGCAGGACGCAAUAAGAAAAGGUUCGAUGAGCGAGUGGUCGCCUCAUUCCUUGAAGUCGGAGAUCGGGUCCUGGUAAGGAACGUCAAGUUAAGAGGAAAGCAUAAGUUGGCAGAUAAGUGGGACAAAGAAGUCUACAUCGUGGUCAAGAAAGCUGUCGACUUACCAGUCUAUACCGUUCAACCCGAGGGCAGGGAUGGACCACUUCGCACAUUGCAUAGAGACUUAUUACUACCCUGUGGAUUCUUGGGGAAAAAUACACCUGAGAAACCAGAAAAACAGAAACACCUCAGGCCUAGAACUCGAGCAAACCCCAGAACAGAGGAAUCUGAAUGUAUGUCAGAGAAUUCUGAUUCAGAGGAAGACUCUACAAGUUACUACACACCUGUCCGUUUACCAAGUGUUGAAAACAGAAUACUCUACAAUUCUAGACCUCAGAAGCAGUCAAGUGGUGGAGUGUCAAUAGAAGUUUGUCCUGUAAAAAAAACUAAGAUGAAUACAGAUCCAGAGCAACCCACUCCAGUAACAUCAAAGAUGAACUUACCUGACACAUCUAAUGCUGAAGAGGAAAGUCUUCUGGAUGAGCCUGAUAGAGAAGAUACGGAGAUGAUUGAUCUUGUGAGAACAGAUGUAUCAAAUCACUUACCCGUGGGAGAGGACCCAGGAUUAGUGGAGCAGAGGAAGGAAUUGGAUGAACUGGCAUCUAAAAUGUCCAGCAAAGAUGACAGGACUGACAUCCUGCCUCAAGAUGAUGUCAUUGAUCAGAGAAAUGCUCGAAGUGCCCAGACAGAGGUUGAUCAAAUUGAAGGUGGUGUCCCGAGGCGUUCGCAGAGGUGCCAUGAGCCACCAAAAAGGUUACAGUACCCUCAGUUAGGCAAUCCCCUUUCUUUGGUCAUACAGUCCUUAAUGCAGGGGCUCAGUACAGCAUUUGUCACAUCACUGGGAGAGUCUGACUCCCUUGAGAGAACCUCUGGAUAA